This is a messenger RNA of Myotis daubentonii (Daubenton's bat), 1770 nucleotides long. It is a transcript of the gene HS3ST3B1, whose product is annotated as heparan sulfate-glucosamine 3-sulfotransferase 3B1. NCBI's taxonomy places the organism in Eukaryota, Metazoa, Chordata, Mammalia, Chiroptera, Vespertilionidae. Gene Ontology annotation, molecular function: [heparan sulfate]-glucosamine 3-sulfotransferase activity. The record is from RefSeq and is a predicted model, not a curated record.
AGCUGCUGUAUUUGCAUGGUGGUCCUGGUUUCUGGUAGGUGGAGCGGCCUGUCCCUCGGGUGGCCGGGCCCGCCCACUCCACCUCGGUCUCUACUCUUCCUGCGCAGUUCUCCUUCGCAGCCUCAGCGAGGAAGUGCCGGGGCUGCUCUCAGGAGCAGUUCGCAGGGCAGCGAGGAGGCAGCCCCGGGCAGCGGCCGUACGCACCGUCCGAGCGGCCAGGACGCGGGAGCGCAGCGUUCUCCUGCCCCAGAGCGGGCCGUCGCGCCGUCAGAGCCGCCUCCAGGCCAGCAGUUGCCGCCACCCGACUUUCGUUCCAGUUGCGGCUCCUCCCGGGCAACAUGUCAAAAGCCGCGGCCGCUACAGCUGCUGCCGCCACCUGGGGAAGAGCAGCAGGAGCAGCCGCGGUGGCCCCGGGCGCACGGGUACAAUAAACCCACCCACCGGGCGUCCGGAGAGCCAAGGAACCCUCUCCGCGCUCACGGCUCCGGCGAGACCAGUGCCAUGUGCUGAGCCAUGCCCCUCGCCGCGCCCGCGGGCAGCGCAUGGGGCAGCGCCUGAGCGGCAGCCGAUCCUGCCUCCAUGUCCCCAGCUGGCUUCUGCCCCAGCCGCAGGCGCCCCCGCCACCGGUGAGGAGGAAGCUCGCGCUGCUCUUCGCCAUGCUUUGCAUCUGGCUCUACAUGUUCUUGUACUCGUGCGCCGGCUCGUGCGCCGCCGCGCCGGGGCUGCUGCUGCUGGGCUCGGGGUCCCGCGCCGUCCACGACCCGCCAGCCCUGGCCACGGGUCCCGACCGGGCUUUCCCCAGGCUGCUGUUCCAGACAGUACCAGCCACCCCGUUGGCUGCGGCCCAGGAGAAGGCCGAGGGCGCCACGAGCCAAGAGGAGCAGAGUCCCGAGGCGCCGGACUCCCCCAGCCCCAUCUCCAGCUUCUUUAGCGGGUCCGGGAGCAAGCAGCUGCCGCAGGCCAUCAUCAUCGGCGUGAAGAAGGGCGGCACGCGGGCGCUGCUCGAGUUCCUGCGCGUGCACCCCGACGUGCGCGCCGUGGGCGCCGAGCCCCACUUCUUCGACCGCAGCUACGACAAGGGCCUCGCUUGGUACCGGGACCUGAUGCCCAGAACCCUGGACGGGCAGAUCACCAUGGAGAAGACGCCCAGCUACUUCGUCACCCGGGAGGCCCCCGCGCGCAUCUCGGCCAUGUCCAAGGACACCAAGCUCAUCGUGGUGGUGCGCGACCCGGUGACCAGGGCCAUCUCGGACUACACGCAGACGCUGUCCAAGCGGCCCGACAUCCCCACCUUCGAGAGCUUGACGUUCAAAAACAGGAGCACGGGCCUCAUCGACACGUCGUGGAGCGCCAUCCAGAUCGGCAUCUACGCCAAGCACCUGGAGCACUGGCUGCGCCACUUCCCGCUCGGCCAGAUGCUCUUCGUGAGCGGCGAGCGGCUCAUCAGCGACCCGGCCGGCGAGCUGGGCCGCGUGCAGGACUUCCUGGGCCUCAAGGCGAUCAUCACCGACAAGCACUUCUACUUCAACAAGACCAAGGGCUUCCCCUGCCUGAAGAAGGCCGAGGGCAGCAGCAAGCCUCACUGCCUGGGCAAGACCAAGGGCCGGACCCACCCCGACAUCGACCCCGAGGUGGUGCGGCGGCUGCGCGAGUUCUACCGGCCCUUCAACCGCAAGUUCUACCAGAUGACCGGGCACGACUUCGGCUGGGAUUGAAGGCACCCGGCCCGCGUCGCUGACCACUUGGCUUAUAUAUUGAGAGAGAUUAUAU